AGGUCCGGCUGGAGGGAGGACGCCCAGUUGUGCUCAGCUCUGGAAAGGCCGGGCAUGGCUCUGGCUUCCCGGGGGUCUUGGAUCUCACAAGUGUGAUGGCAACAAGUAAAUGGGCCUCCUGGAAGGGCUGGUGCUCAGGAGCUCUCCUGAGGUGUAGCGGGAGUUCUUCACUCCCCCCGACAGCAGAUGUGCUAAGGCUGUUCAAUUAACCCCUAGACGAUGGCUGAACCUGCAGGAGUACCAAAGCAAAAAAAUAAUGGCAGACCAUGGGGUUACAGUUCAGAGAUUCUUCGUAGCUGAUUCUGCAAACGAUGCCCUGGAGGCUGCUCAGAGACUAAAGGCAAAGGAAAUUGUUCUGAAGGCACAGAUUCUGGCUGGAGGGAGAGGAAAAGGUAUUUUCAAUAGCGGAUUGAAAGGAGGAGUUCAUCUAACUAAAGACCCUAAGAUUGUUGAACAGCUUGCUAAACAGAUGAUUGGGUACAAUCUGUCAACAAAGCAGACUCCAAAGGAUGGUGUGACAGUUAAAAAGGUGAUGGUUGCAGAAGCACUGAAUAUUUCCAGGGAAACGUACUUUGCAAUUUUGAUGGACAGAGCCUGCAAUGGACCUGUUAUGGUUGGCAGUCCACAGGGUGGUGUUGACAUAGAAGAAGUUGCAGUUACUAGCCCAGAACUUAUCUUUAAGGAGGAAAUAGAUAUUUUUGAAGGCGUAAAGGAUCAUCAGGCAUUGCAGAUGGCAAAAAAUUUGGGAUUCAAAGGACCUUUGCAACAGCAGGCAGCAGAUCAAAUUAAGAAGCUGUAUAAUCUUUUCUUGAAAAUUGAUGCCACUCAAGUUGAAGUGAAUCCCUUUGGUGAAACUCCAGAAGGGCAAGUUGUUUGUUUUGAUGCCAAGAUAAACUUUGAUGACAAUGCAGAAUUUAGGCAAAAAGAAAUAUUUGCCAUGGAUGACAAGUCUGAAAAUGAGCCUAUAGAGAAUGAAGCUGCCAAAUAUGACUUAAAAUAUAUAGGACUGGAUGGAAAUAUUGCUUGCUUUGUCAAUGGAGCUGGACUUGCAAUGGCAACAUGUGAUAUAAUAUCCCUGAAUGGUGGAAAGCCAGCCAACUUCUUGGAUCUCGGUGGAGGUGUGAAAGAAGCACAAGUAUAUCAAGCAUUCAAGCUGCUGACUGCUGAUCCAAAGGUUGAAGCAAUACUUGUAAACAUAUUUGGUGGGAUUGUGAACUGUGCCAUUAUAGCCAAUGGUAUUACCAAAGCCUGCCGAGAGCUUGAGCUGAAAGUACCUCUGGUGGUCAGACUGGAAGGAACAAAUGUUCAUGAAGCCCAGCGUAUUCUGAAUGAAAGUGGGCUCCCCAUCACGUCUGCAAAUGACCUUGAGGAUGCAGCAAAGAAAGCAGUGGCUAGUGUGGCCAAAAAAUAACAACUCGGAAGAGUAUUCUCAUGGAAUGUGUGUGUGUUUCACAAGAUGUCAUUCCUGUUGGUGUUUUGGAGAGGAUUAGUGGAGUCUUUUUAAACAGUCAUCAGUGUUGGUGGACUUAAUUUGUGAUACAUGGCAAACUCCGGCCAUAGGCUUGCAAGUUAGGCUUCAGAAAUUUUGCAGCUACAUUCUUGAGAAGUUUGUAUGUCUUCAUCUGAUUUUGGUAAUUUUGUUACUCAGAAUUGUAAUAAGUAAUACUUCACUUCAUAAAGCUCUCUCUCUGCUUUUCUUCCAAAAUUGUCACUGAUAAACUCAUGAUAAAAUACAGUAAUUAAUAAUUGACUUCUAUUAGCAGGAUUGUUCUUCAAUCAAACAUACGUAGUUCACCUAUUUCACAGUAUUUUCAUUCAUUUUUUUAUAUUGUAAAGAGUCAUCAAACUAAUAAUGGUUUAUAUUUUUUAUGGAAUUUUACAAUAAUGUAAAAAAGUGUGCUGGCAAUAUCUAUUUUUAUUCAAAUGAAUAAUGUUUAUUUUCUUUUUUAGAAAUCACACAUUUUGCCUUAAGAUUAUUUUCUUUUGUAGAUGCCAAAGUAUACCUCACAACAGGAAAAGGGAUUGAAUAGUUGGUAGUGGAAACACCUUCCAUUCUUAUACUGUGCCUAUAAACCGGCCAAAUGUGAUUCAUUUUAUUUUCUAGUUUUUGGAAAUAAGGUGCAGUAUUUCUAGGUGUAACAGUGCCAUACAGAGAGUUCUAGGAGGAUGUGUUUGCCAGUAAGAAAAUGGCUGCUAACUUUUUAAGAUAACCUCUUUCAUGAGUAUGUCACUUCUGUGAGGUUUUAAAAUAAAAUGAGAACCUAAAGCAGUUUUCUGUCAGGAGCAUGGAGUAUUCUUCAAUUGAUUUAACUUCCAAAACCCAUUUCUGAUUUAUUGGGAGUAAAACGCAAAUGAACAUUUCAAUUUUUAGUGUUUAAUUUCUCAGGCAUCAGUAAAACUAUAUACAAGAGAGAAAAAAAAAAAAGUUUCAGUACUCAGAUAUUGACCGAGAUUUAUUUCGAUUAUAUAUUCUUUUGUAACAGUUGAAAUUCAAGCUGUUAGUUACACAGAUCAUUCAUUCAGGGAACAGAAGGCAAUAGCAAAUGGCUUGUGUAACUAAAGAAUUCGGUACAAAUCUCACUCAGCCCAGGAAUUACAUGCUGAAAAUCAUCAGUAAAUUUGAACAAUGACCAAAUGAGUGCAUAUUAUGAUCUGGUCUUGUAAAUGGGCAGAGAGGUAAAAAUUUGUCUAAUAAAUUCUUAAUUGUGAUUUUUGAGCAGCUCUAAUCAAUACCGUGUUCUGCUUAGAAAAAUGUAAAUAAAUUUUUCUUGACAUUUCCAUUAAAACUGUUACAUUCAAAAUAAUUUAUCUGCACUAAUCUCUGGCUCUUGACACAAAUAGUAUAGAUGGGUUGCUAUCAUCAAUUACUGUAGGCUUUUUCUUCUCCAUUCCUUUCUCUACAUAUUGCUCAAGGAAAAAAUGUAUGACCAUUAGAACAGCAAUAAAUACACCACUAGGUAUGUACUUAUUGACUGAAUGAAGGAGAAAGGUAUCGUUAGCAGUUCUCGUAAAGGUGCAUAGAAGCACACUGCUUUGAAGGAAAAAAUGUUUACCUCACUGCAACAAAUUAAAAAGUCACACUCUAUUUUAUAUAUUUUAAUACUGGAAAUAGAAGCAUUCUGUGGAAGAACUGUUUAUUCAAUGAUGUCGCACACUGUGUAUCGAACUUCUGGUCUCAAAACCAUUCAUUGUCUGUGUACAUGAUUAUUACUCUGCAAAGAUUAAUGCUAUGUACACCACUUCAUCAAAUAAAUGUGAAAAU
Messenger RNA from Athene cunicularia (burrowing owl), 3262 nucleotides. It is a transcript of the gene SUCLG2, whose product is annotated as succinate-CoA ligase GDP-forming beta subunit. Lineage: Eukaryota; Metazoa; Chordata; Aves; Strigiformes; Strigidae. Gene Ontology annotation, cellular component: mitochondrion; succinate-CoA ligase complex. The transcript is spliced from 12 exons. Gene Ontology annotation, molecular function: succinate-CoA ligase (GDP-forming) activity; ATP binding. Gene Ontology annotation, biological process: tricarboxylic acid cycle; succinyl-CoA metabolic process. Bases 257 to 1411 code for a protein of 384 amino acids. The record is from RefSeq and is a predicted model, not a curated record.